Messenger RNA from Momordica charantia (bitter melon), 989 nucleotides. NCBI's taxonomy places the organism in Eukaryota, Viridiplantae, Streptophyta, Magnoliopsida, Cucurbitales, Cucurbitaceae. The record is from RefSeq and is a predicted model, not a curated record.
CAGAGAAAAAAGAAAAGAGAAGAAAAAAUGGGUUAUUUGUCCAUGAAAGGUAAAGCAGCGGUGGUGGCAGCGGCAGCGGUGUUCGUUUUAGCGGUUGCACAGCUGCAGACAGCGGCAUAUGCAGCGGAGUUCGACUACUUUGUGCUGGCUCUACAAUGGCCAGGCAAUUCGUGCAGAAACAUAAGUUCUUGUUGCCCCGACAACGGUUGCUGUCCUGGAUAUGGAAGAACACAUGCUCCCAAUCAAUUUACUAUCCAUGGGCUGUGGCCAGAGUACGACGACGAAGACUCAAAAUGGCCUUCAUGUUGUAGUGACGAAAGAUUCGAUCCAAAAGCGAUUUCUCCCUUGAAUUGGAUUAUUCUUUCAGAGGUUUGGCCAAGUUAUCGAUGUGAUUCUGAAACAACCUGCAAUGGUGAAAAAUCAUCAUUUUUGGCUGCACAGUAUGAGAAGCAUGGAACCUGCGCAGCUCCGAUAAUCAAGGGUCAAUAUGAGUACUUCACCAAAGCCACCACCCUUUACACCAAAUACGAUGUCACCAAAGUUUUGAAUGAUGCUGGAAUUGUAGCUUCUGUUGCUCCAUAUCCUAUUAUGUACAUCUUGGAUGAACUUCGAAGGGCUUUCCAUGCAAUGCCAAAGAUUACAUGUGCUGAAGAUGGAGUUGUCAAGGAAAUCUGGCUAUGCUUUGACAAAGAUUUUAAUCCACGUAAUUGCGCGUUUUCACUAUCAUGCCCCACAUUUGUUAGGCUGCUCCCAACAGACGUGCCCGAUUUCGAGCCUGUGGGUGAGGGAGCAAUUCCAAGGAUGGCUAAAAUUGCUCAAGUAGUUAUCUAAACUUUUUAUGGACCAACAAGUUAAUGGAAAUUAUCCUUUAUUAAUUUCCCUCUCUCAAGUGCUUUGUAAUUCCCACCAUGAAAAUUUGAUACUUUCUAAGUAAAAAGGAGUGGUGGUAUAAUAAAUAAAGGUUGGUUUAAUCAAAUAUCUUUCUUUAA